Messenger RNA from Penicillium taxi, 327 nucleotides. RefSeq names its product ribosomal protein P2 (gene aspf8). Gene Ontology annotation, molecular function: structural constituent of ribosome. Gene Ontology annotation, cellular component: ribosome; cytosolic large ribosomal subunit. Gene Ontology annotation, biological process: translation; cytoplasmic translational elongation. The record is from RefSeq and is a predicted model, not a curated record. Lineage: Eukaryota; Fungi; Ascomycota; Eurotiomycetes; Eurotiales; Aspergillaceae. Bases 1 to 327 code for a protein of 108 amino acids. The transcript has 2 exons.
AUGAAGUACCUCGCUACCUACCUGCUCCUCGCCCUUGCUGGCAACGAGUCUCCCUCCGCUGCCGAUAUCAAGGCUGUUCUCUCUUCCGUUGGCAUUGACGCCGACUCUGAGCGCCUUGACAAGGUCCUCGCUGAGCUCAACGGCAAGAACCUCCAGGAGUUGAUCGCUGAGGGUUCUUCCAAGCUCGCCUCCGUUCCCUCCGGUGGUGCUGGUGCCGCUGCCCCCGCCGCUGGUGGUGCCGCUACUUCUGACGCCCCCGCCGCUGAGGAGAAGGAGGAGGAGAAGGAGGAGUCCGAUGACGACAUGGGAUUCGGUCUCUUCGACUAA